AUGGUCAAUAUUACGGACAAGAUCAAGGAGAUUGAGGAUGAGAUGAAGAGGACACAAAAAAACAAGGCCACAGAAUAUCACUUGGGUCUAUUAAAAGGCAAACUCGCUCGCCUCCGCGCACAACUCCUCGAGCCCGGCCCCGGCAGCGGUGGCGGAACCGGCUCGGGCUUUGAUGUCAGCAAGUCGGGCGACGCGCGCAUCGCCCUCGUCGGCUUCCCAUCGGUCGGCAAGUCGACGUUUCUGUCCAAGGUGACAAAGACCAAGUCCGAGGCCGCGUCGUACUCGUUUACGACGCUGACGGCCAUUCCCGGCGUGCUCGAGUAUGGCGGCGCCGAGAUUCAGCUGCUCGAUCUGCCCGGCAUCAUCGAGGGCGCCUCCGAGGGCAAGGGCCGCGGCCGGCAAGUCAUUUCGGCCGCCAAGACGAGCGACCUCAUCCUCAUGGUGCUGGACGCGACCAAGCGCGCUGAGCAGCGUGCGCUCCUCGAGGCGGAGCUUGAAGCCGUCGGCAUCCGGCUGAACCGGUCUCCUCCCAAUAUCUACCUCAAGGUAAAAAAAGCAGGCGGCAUGAAAAUCACAUUUCAGUCACCCCCCAAGAAGCUCGACGAAAAGAUGCUGUACAAUAUUCUCCGCGACUACAAGAUUCUCAACUGCGAGGUGCUCGUCCGCGACGACGAGGCCACCGUCGACGACUUCAUCGACGUCAUCAUGAAGGACCACCGGAAAUACAUCAACUGCCUGUACGUGUACAACAAGAUUGACAGCGUCUCGCUCGACUUUCUGGACUCGCUGGCGCGCGAGCCAAACACGGUCGUCAUGAGCUGCGAGCUGGACCUCGGCGUGCAGGACGUCGUCGAUCGCUGCUGGAAGGAGCUGCGCCUGAUUCGCCUUUACACCAAGCGCAAGGGUAUCGAACCCAACUUUAGCGAGGCCUUGAUCGUGCGCAGCAACAGCUCCAUUGAGGACGUGUGCGACCGCAUUCACAGAAACAUGAAGGAUACCUUCAAGUAUGCCCUCGUAUGGGGCGCGAGCGCGCGGCACAUUCCGCAGCGCGUGGGCUUGGGCCACAUGGUCAGCGACGAGGACGUUGUGUAUAUUGUCAGCGGGUGGAAAGCAUAG
Beauveria bassiana ARSEF 2860 is the source of this 1116-nucleotide messenger RNA. Its product is annotated as Putative GTPase. Gene Ontology annotation, cellular component: cytoplasm. Bases 1 to 1116 code for a protein of 371 amino acids. Gene Ontology annotation, molecular function: GTPase activity; GTP binding. Gene Ontology annotation, biological process: cytoplasmic translation. Lineage: Eukaryota; Fungi; Ascomycota; Sordariomycetes; Hypocreales; Cordycipitaceae. The record is from RefSeq and is a predicted model, not a curated record. The transcript has 6 exons.